CACACACUGAGGACACUCACACUGAGGACACACACACUGAGGACACACACUCGAUCCAGCCACCAUGAAGUCCAGGCUGCUUGCCGGUGCCGUCCUGCUGCUGCUGACUUUGAUAAUUGAAGGUACUGAGGCACAGCAGGAUGUGUGUGGCGAAGCUUUCCUCAACUCCAGAAUUGUAGGAGGCCAGAACGCUGCUCCAGGAUCUUGGCCCUGGAUGGCCAGCCUGCACAACAGAAGCAGACACGUGUGUGGAGGAUCUCUCAUCAACAACGAGUGGGUUCUUAGUGCUGCACACUGUUUCGACAGCACCAGCACAGCUGGUUGGACUGUCUACCUGGGACGUGACAAUCAAACUGGCAGCAAUCCAAAUGAAGUGUCCAGAAAUUUGUCCCAGAUCAUCAUUCAUUCUGAUUACAACUCCUCCAAUCUCAAGAACGACAUAGCUUUGUUACAGCUUUCCUCUCCAGUUGAAUUUACCAACUACACCAGGCCUGUGUGUCUGGCUGCACAGGGCAGCAUCUUCACUAAUGGGACGACCUGCUGGGUCACCGGCUGGGGACGUAUUGGAACUGGAGUUCCCCAACCUCCACCACAGACGCUGCAGGAAGUGGAACUUCCCAUCGUGUCCAACAGCAGGUGUCAGUCCAUCUAUGGUGGACUAAUCACAGACAGCACGAUCUGUGCCGGUGGUCUUCCAGAGGGAGGACAAGGCAUUUGUUUUGGGGAUUCUGGGGGCCCCAUGGUGAAAAAACUGGGCUCCCAGUGGACCCAGGUUGGAAUUUCGAGUUUUGUUUCUUCCUCUGGUUGCGCCCAACCGAACAUACCGGCCGGCUUUGCCAGAGUGUCCGAGUUUGAGUCCUGGAUCCGCAGCCACAUCAAGACCAACCAGCCGGGCUUCGUUCAUUCGUCUGGUGUCUCCUUCGAUGGAGGCGCUCAUCUCCUUUGUCUUUCCAUUUCUCUGCUUGUGUCCAUCUUUCCUGCCGUCUCUCCUCUGAAGUAGCAGCUGUUCUCUCUCAGCGCUUCAGGAGUGUUUUCUUCUGGAAAUUCAAAUCUGUAGACCAGAGGCUUUUCCAGCUUUUUCCUCCUCUGGACCCCAAGAUGACUUUGACUAAGCCGUGGAACCUCAUUUGAAGUUAUUUGGCCUUG
Molecule: messenger RNA, 1146 nt
Organism: Myripristis murdjan (pinecone soldierfish)
Lineage: Eukaryota; Metazoa; Chordata; Actinopteri; Holocentriformes; Holocentridae
Product: chymotrypsin-like protease CTRL-1
Exons: 6
Coding region: 65-1000 (311 amino acids)
Biological process (GO): proteolysis
Molecular function (GO): serine-type endopeptidase activity
Source: RefSeq, a predicted model, not a curated record